Molecule: messenger RNA, 1494 nt
Organism: Ipomoea triloba (trilobed morning glory)
Lineage: Eukaryota; Viridiplantae; Streptophyta; Magnoliopsida; Solanales; Convolvulaceae
Exons: 4
Coding region: 1-1494 (497 amino acids)
Source: RefSeq, a predicted model, not a curated record
AUGGUUAAAUCUGUCAGGCUUAUAUACAUAAGGACACACCAAAAAUCACUACGGUGCGAAGCUUUAAAAGGAUUGACAGAUGCGUUGACGCGGGGUGAAGUACAAGCUAGCACCCAAGGAAAGUGGAUACUCCUACCAUCAAGUUUUACGGGCGGAGCAAGGUACAUGAUCCAGAAUUACCAGGAUGCAAUGGCCAUUUGUAGACACAUUGGUUACCCCAAUCUAUUUGUAACGUUCACAUGUAAUACAAAAUGGCCUGAAAUACAGCGAUACAUUACCAAGAGAAAUCUCAAUGCGGAAGACCGUCCAAAUAUUUUAUGUCGUAUAUUCAAGAUGAAAUUGGAUUGUCUAAUAAAGGGAGUCAAGAAUGGUGAACUUUUUGGUCCUGUGAAAUCAGUUAUUUACACCAUUGAGUUCCAAAAACGUGGACUGCCGCAUGCACAUAUUCUAGUAUUCCUCAAGAACAAAGCUGACAUGACGAGUCCGACGUACAUGGAUUCAGUUAUAAAGGCUGAGGUACCAGACAAGAUAGUGGACAUGGAAUACUACAAUGCAGUCGAGAAAUUCAUGGUUCACGGACCGUGUGGGAUCGCUAGAAGAAAUUAUCCGUGCAUGGUUAAUGGAAAGUGUUCAAAACACUUCCCCAAACGAUUUGUAGCAGAGUCUGGAUACCUGCUUUUGAGGUACAAGGCCCAUAUCAACAUAGAAUGGUGCAACCAGUCGAGAUCAAUCAAGUACCUCUUCAAGUAUGUCAAUAAGGGUAAUGACCGGGUUACGACAGAACUCUACAGUAGUACCACCGACGAAAACAGUGAGGGGGUGGUGGAUGAGAUUAAUAUGUACUACGAUUGUAGAUACGUUUCAGCAUGCGAGGCAGCUUGGCGACUAUUCAGUUCUGAAGUCCAAUAUCGGACACCGGCUGUUGAGAGAUUAAGCUUCCACCUUCCAAAUUGUCGGGAAACAGUGCGACAAAGUAUGUUCAAAGGAUGGUUCGAAGCAAAUAAGAAAUAUGAAGACUCACGUUUGUUAACAUACAUUGAAAUGCCCAAUAUAUUUGUUUGGAAGAAAGAUAUUCGAGAGUGGCAUCCAAAGAAGAAGGGGUUCUCAAUUGGUCGCAUCUUCUUUGUACCUCCUGGUAGCGGUGAAGUAUAUCAUCUUAGAUGUCUUCUAAAUAUUGUUCGUGGACCAACCAGUUUUAAGGACAUUAUGCCAUUUAAUGGGGUAGAAUACAUGACAUUUAGGGAUGCAUGUUAUGCGCGUGGAUUAUUAGAUGACGACAAAGAGUAUAUUGAUGCAAUUGAGGAAGCAAGCCAUUGGUCAACUGGACAUGCGAUAAGGAAGUUGUUUGUUAUAUUGUUGCUAUCAAACUCAUUAUCCAGACCUGAACAUGUAUGGCAUGAGGUGUGGCAUCAUUUAGCAGAAGAUGCUCAAUUCAUGUAUAGGAAACGACUAAAUAAACCAAGUUUUACAAUCAUGCAUAAAACAUACAUUUAA